Molecule: messenger RNA, 430 nt
Organism: Leptopilina heterotoma
Lineage: Eukaryota; Metazoa; Arthropoda; Insecta; Hymenoptera; Figitidae
Product: ELKS/Rab6-interacting/CAST family member 1-like
Exons: 2
Biological process (GO): maintenance of presynaptic active zone structure; regulation of synaptic plasticity; neuromuscular synaptic transmission
Cellular component (GO): cytoskeleton of presynaptic active zone
Molecular function (GO): structural constituent of presynaptic active zone
Source: RefSeq, a predicted model, not a curated record
GAAAUGAGGCAACGGCUAGAGGAAAAGAAUCGUCUAAUCGAGAAGAAAACACAGCAAGCGAUGCAAGCUCAACAGGAGAGAAAUCGUUUCAACACUGAAUUGACGGAACUCAAGGAUCAUAUGGAUAUUAAGGAUCGUAAAAUUAACGUUCUUCAACGUAAGAUUGAGAAUUUGGAAGAUUUGCUAAAAGAAAAGGACAAUCAGGUGGACAUGGCACGAGCACGUUUAACGGCAAUGCAAGCGCAUCAUUGUAGCAGUGAAGGCGCUCUAAGUAGUCUUGAAGAAGCAAUUGGCGACAAAGAAAAGCAAAUGGCUCAAUUGCGAGAACAGCGAGAUCGCGCCGAACAGGAAAAACAAGAGGAACGUGAACUCCAUGAACGUGAAAUUGCCGAGUACAAAAUGAAAAUCCACGCUCUUGAAUCAGAGGCUC